This is a messenger RNA of Acipenser ruthenus (sterlet), 4857 nucleotides long. RefSeq names its product pleckstrin homology, MyTH4 and FERM domain containing H3 (gene plekhh3). NCBI's taxonomy places the organism in Eukaryota, Metazoa, Chordata, Actinopteri, Acipenseriformes, Acipenseridae. Gene Ontology annotation, cellular component: cytoskeleton. The record is from RefSeq and is a predicted model, not a curated record. Bases 595 to 2928 code for a protein of 777 amino acids. The transcript is spliced from 13 exons.
UUGGAUGCCCUUAUUCAGUACCUCCCUGCCCGCCGGCUGGCCGGCCAGUAGUGCAACCUAAACAGCGUUCUUCACCCGUGUGUGUAGCGUUGUUCUGUCAAAUGCCUCAAGGCAGCAUGCAGUGAAAAGCGUUUUCAAAGGUGGAGUCUUUUUUUGCGUCAAUCCCCUUUUCUCUCUUAAUUUUGGCAUCAGGAAGUAGCUAUGAAGACGACUAGGCAGGAUUUUGAGUAAAUUCCGCGUGUCGCACGAACAGGCGUUUCUGGCGAACAAGGUAUUCAACAGCACAGUGAUACUAAGGGUUAGAGCUCAGUUCUGUUCAAGUGUUACUGUCGUGAUACCUAAAAAAACCUUAAGCCGAUAAAGGAAAAAAAAAACAAAAAACUCACACACUGAUAUAAUACUUUUCAUCUGUUUCUACUUGUCAGAAAAGUGAGACGCGAGCAAGUGGAGUGCACUUACUAGUAAGUUUUAAAAACCCGGCUUUCAAAGGGAUAUUAGGCCGUCUGUGUCGUGUGUCACGGAUACAGCGAGACACUGGAUGCUAUCCACAAAACGAAGGGUUGCAAAAGAAGGCGCUGAGCUAUCCCAAUUUGAAUGCCUUUGCAAGGGUUUUGCUCGUUCCUUUGCUGCAGGCACGGGUUCACGGUGCUUGGACGGGAUUAUGGCGAGAAAGAGGAGGAGGAAUCGUUCGAGUUGCGGAGUAAGGAGGACGAAGCGACAUGUAACGGCAGGGGUCCCUUGGAUAUAACUCUCACCCAACCAGGUCGCACUGCCAAUGGACCUAGCAGCCGCUCGGAGAUUCCAGAAGAAAUGAGGAGCCUGAUUAUUGAGAAGAGCAAGGGAGCGAUCGAGGAGGACGCAGAGACUGUUGUCAAAGGUUGGCUGUAUAGAGAAGUGCGCGGAGGCUGGAUCAAGAUGAGGAGGCACUGGUUUGUCCUGACUCAAGACUCUCUGGACUUCUACACCAGCAACGAGAAGAAUGCCAAGAGGCUGGGAUCACUGGUCCUGACCAGCCUGUGUUCUGUCAUCUGGCCCGACAAACAGAGCUACAAAGAAACUGGCAAUUGGAGCAUCAUGGUGUACGGUCGCAAGCACAGCUAUCGAUUGUACACCAAGCACUUUAAUGAGGCAGUACACUGGGCAUGUGCAAUCCAGAAGGUCAUAGACAGCAAGGCUCCUGUCGAAACCCCAACACAGCUCCUUAUCCGGGACAUUGAGGAGAACAAGUUCAACCCUGAAGCUGUAGGGCACAUCUACAAACACAACCCCAUCCUGAAGCACACUCAGAGCCCUCUCUAUGCCUCCCUGCUGCCUUUUCCCUACGCCAGUCUGGAGCACACCUUUCACAGUGCAAAGGGCUACACCACACUGCGAGAUGAGGCGGUGAAGAUCUUCAAUUCACUACAGCAGCUGGAAUCGGCCCAGGACCCUGUGUCCCUCAUCCAGGGGGUGCUGCAGACCUGCCUGGACCUGCGGCCACUGCGGGAUGAGGUGUACUGCCAGCUGGUCAAACAGACGAGCGGGACGCCCAGCCCGGACACCCCGGCACAGCUCCGAUACUGGCAGCUACUGACCUGUAUGAGCUGUACCUUCCUGCCCAGCCUCUCCAUCCUCAAAUACCUACGCUUCCACCUCAAACGAGUACAGAGCCAGUACCCGGACACAGAGAUGGAUAACUAUGCAACAUUUAUAUCUGAAGCCAUUGGGAAAACCAAAGGGAGGGAGUACGUGCCGUCCUGGGAGGAGAUCCUGGUUCUGAUGAACAGGCAAGAGAUGUUCUGCACCAUUCACUACCCCGGCCGGGGCUCCUGCAAACUCCCCAUCCGCUCCCACACCACCGCUGACGAGUUACUGAUCCCCAGGGCGCGGUGGUGUUGUGUGCAGGUUGUGAAGAAGAUGAAGGAGAGGUUGGGUCUGCAACUCAGUCACAACACCUUCGCACUGUUUGAAGGGAACACCUACAAGGAGCGGGCAGUAGGGGGCAGCACCAUCGUCGCCGACAUCCUUACCAGGUUUGAAAACCUCGCUGCUAAGGAGCCCGAGUCGGAACAUCAAUGGAAACUCUGUUUCAAGCUCUACUGUUUCCUGGAUACAGACAGUGUCCCCAAAGACAGCAUCGAGUUCACGUUCCUUUUCGAACAGUCCCAUGCGAUGGUAAUCCAGGGUCACUUGUUUACCUCUGAGGAGGACCUCCAGUUGUUGGCGGCUCUGCGCCUCCAGUCCCUGAACGGAGACUUCAGCACCCACACGCCGUCGCCUCCGCUGGAGGAGCUCUUCCCCAGGCACGUCAUUGAGGCAAGGGCCCUGGCUUUGGUCAAGACCGCUCCAGCCAAGCCGGCCUGCUGUCCCUCGCGCUUCCUUACGGGGGCGCUGCACGCGGGGCUCUGGAAACACACUGCCGUGCAUAAGAUCAAGGCCGAGGACGACCUGCGCUUCAGGGCCCGGCUCAAAGAGGAAGGGGCCUCCAUGAUGGCUUCAAUCGUGGAGAGCUGGAAGACCCUGCAAGGCCGGGCCCGGGAGGACGUCAUGUCGGUUUACAUCUCCGUCGUCAAGCAGUGGCCCGGGUUCGGCUCUACCCUCUACGAAAUCGACUUCUACAUUAGCUCGACAGGAAGUUUUUCACAGCAGCUGUGGCUGGGAGUUGCUGCAACGUCGGUGUCUCUGUACAGACAAGGAGAUCCCGAGCCGCUGGAGAGUAUCCAUUAUGGGCAGAUCUCUUCCUAUGGAGUGUCAGACAGCACCACCUUCAAAAUCACAGCGGGAGACAGGGAAUUCUUGUUCGAAACCAGCAAGCUGAAUGAGAUUGCCCAGCUAAUGACCGCCUACAUCACCAGCGCUCACAGAACCCAGCGCCCCAGCCGAAGGACGGGGAGCAAGAACUUCGCCCUGGGAUCCCCUGUCCAGGAGCUCUCCUCACAUCCAGUUUAAACACUCCCACAUGGACACAGCAAUGGGACCUAAUUCACACACACAAAGUGGUUGUUUCCAGUGUCAUUAUUUGCCAUCUGCCAAUACAAAACUACAUUUCUGGUGGAUGCCCGGUCAGGUUUAAAAUCACGGAAAAUGCAUUGUAGGCAAGUUGGGACCAUACCUGAUUUUAAAAGCAACACCAUCAGACUCAAAAAGGCAGUUCUGUCCAAAGUUACCACACUUGUUGCACAUCUUCCAGGGCGCUAGGGCAAAUGUGAGGAGCUACUGGUAAAAUGCAAGCAGCAAAAAGAACAAGGGCAUGUGAAAAAAAAAAUAAUAAUACAAAACUGGAUAGAGAAAUGUCAACCUAUUUUUCUUUCUAAAGUAUGGAGUAAAUCUCUUUUUUCCAGGUGCUAAUCUCAUCAAUUCUAACCUAACUAACCUUGGUGGUCUUUUGAAGGCAUCACUGCAAAGAGUUGUUUUGUCACCUGAAACCAAAACAAUAGGAAUUUCCUAAUUUAACCAGCUUCAAAACGUUCAUGUCAAAACUGGCUCUUAAUUUUCUUCUGCUUGGUUGAAGAGUACCAGACUUAUCCCAGUAUCUGUAUGUAAUAAUAAGACUGCAUCAGCUAAAUACACCCCUAAAUAGCAACUGCAGCUUUUUAAGUACUGUUUUUGUUACCAGCAUCAUACAGUACUACUAAUAAUGUUUUAUUACAUAGCUUAAAAGUAUUACUACAGGUUAGGGUAGUUGUAAAGAAACUUUCAAAACAGAGAACAAGAAAUAACAGCAGGAUGCAGUUUCAGAAAUAAAUUCAGCCAGUGUGCAAAUUGAACUGCUCACUCACAAAACUACAAAUCCUAAAUAUAUAAAUACUUUGUCAUUUUUAGGAAAUUGCUGGAUUUGUUGCAUUCCAGUGAUGAGCACACAUAGUACUUGCCUAUAAUGAACAUUCUGAAUUUUCUAAACAUUCAGCACAGCAGCCUAGGGUGGGUAUCUAUCAUCCAAAAAUAUAUUCAAAUAUGUUUAAUGUGUUGGCUUUAUCUAUUUACUAAUUCAUACUGCAGCCAAAAAUAAAUAAAUAAUGUUAGACAAAUUCUAAAGCAGCUGUAGUUGAAGUCAAAAUUGAUGCUAUACUGUGAAAAGCUUCUUCAGUGACAGGAUAGACUAUUUUACUAUUAAAUCAAUUACUUUGCAUGUCUUCUACCUGCUGACAGUUUUUUCUCUCUUUUUUUUUUUUUGAUUUAAUAAUUUGCUGUUGUGUGAAAUAUGAUGCCGAAAGAGAUGAAAAUAUUAUGGAUUUUUGAAAAGAUAAUGGAUAUUAACUUUUUUAUAUUUAAUUUUUUAUUUGUGAUUUAUUUUUUGGUUGUUUUUGUUGUACGCUGUCACUUUUUUUUUUUCUUUUUGGUAAUAUUUAACUUUGACAGGGCCACAUUGGUAUUACAGAGAUGUGCAAUAAAUCUGGAUUGCGUUAAAAAAAAAAAAAAAAAACGAAAAAAAAAAAACAUUCCCUUGUAGAUGUUUUAAAGUGCACCAUGUCACCUGAUGGCAAAUUUAUUAUAAUUGCACUGUGUUUAAUACUACACCUGCAUCCUUGUUAUCUGCACAUCUGCAGUAUUGUACAAUGGGUCUACACCCUUAUACCAAAGCAUUCACAUUAGUUAAUGAUCUUCCUUAAGAGGAAGAGGUGAAUCUGCUGUUACACAGCACUGCCACUGUACAGCCACCUGCUUGUGUUUCUAUUAAAGCUGCAGGCAGCUUUUUAUCACUAUGUAUCUUAAGCUCAAUUUAUAACAAAAAAAGAAAAAAGCUUUUUAUUUAACAUGUUUGUACGCCGCAUGGUACUUUACUCUAUAUGUAUAGUCAGUUGCACUAAGUUUUUGUACAGAUAACUCGGAUGUGCAAUAAGGAAAAUGUAAAUCUAAUAAAGCAGCAUCAUUCUACCA